Messenger RNA from Rangifer tarandus platyrhynchus (Svalbard reindeer), 1149 nucleotides. The record is from the annotation of a GenBank genome assembly. NCBI's taxonomy places the organism in Eukaryota, Metazoa, Chordata, Mammalia, Artiodactyla, Cervidae.
AUGGCUCUUAGGGGCAUCACAGUCGUUGAACUCGGCGGCCUGGCCCCGGUUCCCUUCUGCGGCAUGGUCCUGGCGGACUUCGGAGCGCAGGUGGUGCGUGUGGACCGACCCGGCAUCCGCAGCGACGUGAGCAGGUUGGCCCGAGGCAAGCGCUCGCUGGUGGUGGACCUGAAGCGGCCGCGGGGAGUGGCGGUGCUGCGACGCCUGUGCGCCCAGGCGGACGUGAUGUUGGAUCCUUUCCGUCCCGGGGUGAUGGAAAAACUCCAGCUCGGUCCAGAGAUUCUCCAGAAGGAGAACCCGAGGCUUAUCUAUGCCAGAUUGAGUGGAUUCGGCCAGUCGGGAAGGUUCUCCAAGGUAGCCGGACAUGACAUCAACUUUGUGGCUUUGUCAGGUGUUUUAUCAAGAUGUGGCAGAAGUGGUGAGAAUCCAUAUGUCCCGCUGAAUCUCCUGGCUGAUUUUGGUGGUGGUGGCCUCAUGUGCACACUGGGCAUCGUUAUGGCAUUGUUUGAACGCACACGCUCUGGCAAAGGUCAGGUCAUCGAUGCAAGCAUGGUGGAAGGAACAGCAUAUCUAAGUUCUUUUCUAUGGAAAACCCAAGAAACAGGAUUGUGGGAACAGCCUCGUGGACAGAACAUUAUAGAUGGUGGAGCACAUUUCUACACAACCUACCAGACAGCGGACGGGGGGUUCAUGGCUGUCGGAGCAUUAGAGCCCCAGUUCUAUGAGCUGCUGAUCAAGGGACUUGGGCUAAAGUCUGAUGAACUUCCCAAACAGAUGAGUAUAAAGGAUUGGCCAGAAAUGAAGAAGAAAUUUGCAGAUAUCUUUGCAAAGAAGACAAAGGCAGAGUGGUGUCAGAUCUUUGAUGGCACAGAUGCAUGUGUGACUCCUGUGCUGACUUUUGAAGAGGUUGCCCAUCAUGGUCACAACAAAGAUCGGGGCUCAUUUAUUACUGAUACAGAGCAGCGUGUGAGUCCCCGCCCUGCUCCUUUGCUGUCCAACACUCCAGCUCUCCCUUCGACUAAAAGGGAUCCUUUUCUAGGAGAACACAGCGAAGAGAUUCUUAAAGAACUUGGGUUCAGCCAGAAAGAGAUCAUUCAGCUUCAGUUAGAUAAUAUUAUUGAAAUUCAUAAACUUAGAGCUAAUGUCUAA